GUGUCAUGAUAGUGAUAUAUUACACCAGACAAAAAUUUGCAAAAUGAAUUAAAAUGACAAAAAAGCGUGGACAUGUUGAAAAAUAAUAUUUAUUGAUUAUCUGUGAAAGUUUGUCACAUCGCAAGAAAAGAAUCUGCAUUUAUGUACUCGCCUCGUUCGCAAUUUCACUGAGAAAAAGAGCAAAUCAAACUCGAAGGACGAAAGGAUCAUUUAAAAAAAAGGAAGGGUGUAGAAAUAGUGAGUGCAUUUCUCUGGCCUCGAGACGUCCUUCUGAAAAGCAUUGAAAAGUUCGGCUGAGCCUCACUCGAAAAAGAGUCAAUAAAAAAUCAAGAAUAUCGCAACAUAUAUAUGCAAAUUCAUCAUUCCCGAUUUUAUGAUUUGUAGUGUCAUCGUUUCGAAAUGAGCAAUUGUUAAAAGUGAUUCUCUUCUACCUUAAAAGGAAUAUUCCUGUAACUUCAAGAUUGAAGUCCCACUCGCGUAAUUCCAGGUGAAUUUAAUCGAAUUAGCGAGUACAGAAACUAGAAUAAGGGAGUUUAGCGAACAUAACCUCAAUUGAAGAAAGUGACUCACGCAGUUUAUGUUCAUUUUAAAUUGUUUGUAAUGUUUCCGAGAAGAAUGAAAAAAACUGUUUAAGAGUGUGUGAUGCAUCCAGAGAUUUGGAGAGAGACCUCGUGCUUCAUAUUUUGCGAUUCAGAUGAAAUAUGUAUAAUUUCGAGGGAGACUACAAGCGUAAGCCUCAGCAAAAUUUGGCUGGAGCAAGUCGCAGGGGCGAAAAAGCUGCACUUUUGCAGCACGCACAGUUGGAACGGUUGAAACGUGAACAACAACGAAGAAAACAUGAAGCUGUUGUUAAAAUCCAGGCAUAUGGUCGCAGUUUCGUUGCGAGGCAGCUGAUGAAAAAAUGGCAGAGGUACGAAUUUGACAAAAUGCAGCAAGCAUUGGGAAACAAACACUUGAGUGUUGAAGAACUCGUUCUCUAUUUGCGAAGACUUUUAUUUUUUUAUCAUCGAACCGAAGAUGCGGGCAGACUUGUUUGGAUUCUUCAACAGUUCCUUAAACUCCAGCAAGAAAUCAAAAACAAAACUAAUUCUUCCACGGAAUGGUUGUGGAGAGUUCGGUGGGUCUUGAAGCUUUGCGUGGAAUUUAUAGUGGAUAGUAUAUCUCCCGAUAGAGGACAAUCGAUAGCUAUGCCUCUCAGAGUCUUAGAAAUCUUCACCCUUGUCGAAAAUGACGAAAGCACUCGGCAGCAUUUGGAAGCCAUUUUUGCCUAUCUGUUGAAGAAUAAUUACUACGAGCAAAUGAAGAAGCUGGUCGACUCGAAAAUCCCACCGAUUGAUAUACCUUCGGCGGUUCCUCCGACUCCCAUGGCCAAGUGGAUCUUCGACAUGAUACAGCGACCUCUCAGCAUUGUCUACCACUCGAGUCAUCUCAACGAGUUUGCUUUUGUCGCGAUGAGGGAACUUUGCGUGAGUAUUCUCUCGCAAAAAAUCACCGAGCCAGUCACCGGAUUCGUGUUUCCUGGGCUGAUGGAAUCCAAGGAGUUUCCUUUCGACAAACUCAUCACUUGCAUCCAGCUUCUUAACAUUCCACCAUCCUUGAAUUUGCUUUACUCUAUCCUCUCGCUAGAACCUUCUGGAUUUGCUCCUGGAAAGACAAACGAAUUUCUAAUAAGCUACCUCGAAGUUCUCGCUUCCAUGUCUUCAACAAUCAACCCGCCGCCCUCGUCCCAAACCCUAGAGACUGAUGAAUCCGACAGCGACACUGAAUCGAUGAUUCUCGACAACAGCGAAGCUGAAACCCAGCAAAAGUGCGUGAACAUUCUGAACGAUGAGCAACGAGUGCAAGCAAUUUUAGGAGCAGUCGAAAAUUGCAAUGACCCGGGCGUGAUGCAACCAUUGUGCCAACUAUGUCACAACCUUCUCAUCACCCACAAGCUCGCCAUUCACAAGUACAAACUUCUCUACAUGCUCGCAUUCAAGCCGGUCUUCCUCCGAGAACUUUGGAACACCCUCCUCUCGUUAAAUCAGAUCUCUCCCUUCGGAGGAUCAACCCCCUUGCUCCACAUUCUCUCAAGAGGCAUCGCCCUCUCACCCGACGACGCCAAAAAAAUCAUUCCCCUCUUAGCCGUAUUUUGUUCACUCUUCAGUCUUCUGAUCGCCACUCUGCACGACACCGAGUUCUUCGUUGAUGGUUCGGAGACAAUGUCGAAUAAUCAUGGUCAGCAGGCAAUGCCUUUCACCACUUCCGACCUAGUUCCCUUGUCCAAUCAUCUGAAAGGCAUUUGCUUAGGUCUAGUGGAACUCGCGUUUCCCGACACUCGUCCAUCCGUGCGAGACGACUACAAAAGUGUCGUUUUGGGUCUCUCGCCGAGUUCGCCGAGCGAGCAGAACACACACGUGUGGACGCACUUGUUCAAGGUCACUGUGGGACUGAUUCGUCAGUUGCACACUCGCGAUUUGCGGCGGCAAUUCUGUCCGGACGGACACUGGAUCGCGUCCAAUAUUGUCAUUCCAAUUGACAAACCACAGGAUUUUACACUCAGACGUCGAAGACUCAGGAGUUAUGUACCUUUUCAGGGAUUGAGAGUGUUCACACGAGAGGAUGUGGAGGAAGGACCGCCGAUGUCGACAAAGGAGGUGCGAACACUGACUCUGCUUCGUGAAAUUCCGUUUGUCGUGCCAUUCAGCGACAGGGUGAUCGUUCUCCAGUCGCUGAUUUAUCGCGACAAGCUCGAUCAGCAGGGUGAGUUGACUCAUUUCAUGCAGGGACCCUCGAUCCAGAUUUCCGUACGGAGGAAUUAUCUUUACGAGGACGCGUUCGACAAACUGUCGCCGGAGAAUGAGCCGGAGAUGAGACUGAAGAUGCGUGUUCAGUUGGUGAACACUGCCGGCUUGGAAGAAGCCGGGGUUGACGGUGGAGGACUUUUUCGCGAAUUUCUCACCGAGUUGUUGAGAACGAGCUUUGACCCUAAUCGUGGAUUCUUCCGACUGACGAAGGACAACUUGCUCUAUCCAAAUCCGACGGUUCAUUUGCUGGUUGAGGACUAUCCGAAGCACUAUUAUUUCAUUGGGCGAAUUUUGGGCAAGGGCUUGUACGAGAAUCUGCUGGUGGAGCUUCCCUUUGCCGAGUUCUUCCUCUCGAAAAUUGUCGGCACCCAGUCGGACGUGGAUGUUCAUCAUCUGGCCUCGUUGGAUCCAAUUAUGUACAGAAAUCUCCUCUAUCUGAAGAGUUACAAGGGCGAUGUGACGGAUUUGGGACUGGAUUUCACGGUUUUGUCGGAUGAAUUGGGUGAGAGGAGGGUGGAUGAGUUGAAAGCUGGCGGGGCGAAUAUUCCGGUGACGAAUCACAACAGAAUCGAGUACAUUCAUAUGAUGGCUGAUUAUAAAUUGAAUAAACAGAUUCGUGGACAGUGUUAUGCGUUCAAGCAGGGCAUCGGGAAUGUUGUGCCGCUCGAUUGGCUGCAGAUGUUUAACAAUAAGGAACUCCAGGUACUGAUUUCUGGGGCCCAGAUUCCGGUGGAUGUCAGUGAUUUGAAGCUCCAUACGAAUUACACGGGAGGAUACACUCCUGAUCAUCCGACGAUUGUCGCCUUUUGGAAGGUUGUCGUUGAGUUUAGUGAUCAGCAGAAGAGUCAGCUGCUCAAGUUUGUCACGAGCUGUAGCAGACCUCCUCUGCUUGGAUUUAAGGAAUUGGACCCUCCAUUCUGCAUUCAGCACGCAGGAAGCAUCAAUCGUUUGCCAACUUCCAGCACCUGUAUGAAUCUCCUGAAGUUGCCCGAGUUUCCCGACGAGAACACGUUGCGUGAAAAACUGUUGUAUGCAAUUCAGGCUGGUGCAGGUUUCGAACUGAGUUAAAUUACAUUGUCUCUACUUAUGUCUCUGUAAUUGUAAAUAGAAUCUUGUAAGAUAAUUAAUUGCAGAUAAUUGAUUAUCAUCUAUUCAAGCUAUCAGUGGGUUCGGAUUGACACUUUAAAAUAUAAUUCAUGUCUAGGAGGUGCUAUUAAUGCACUUGCUUGGAAAAAUUGGGAAAAAUUUUGAAAUUAAUGCUAGAUAUUUGCGUGUGUGAGUGUGUGUGCGUGCGUGUGAAAGGAAUAUGAAUUAAAUUUGGCUGAACUUACAGAAAUUGGACAAACGCGUUACGUAUAGAUUCCAGGGGGCCAACUAUUCGAACAAUAUUCUUGCUUUCUUGAACCUAUCAGCUGCUGGCGGUACCGUACGGUAACCACGCGUUUGAUCUCUUUUAAAUUAGCGAAAUCAAUCAAGUUUUAAUUAUUUAGUUAAACUAUUAGUUAUUUGAGUAAAUUUGUUAAAUUAUCAAAUGAGCUAAUUAGUUUAAGCUAUUUAAAGUAAUAUAGCUGAACCAUCGAAAAGAAGUUGAAAAUCCGAGACAGAAAAAGCAAAAUUCCGCAGCUGAUGGGUUAAGUUCACUGCUCGAAAUUACUCAUUGCUCUGUAUAUAUGUAUAUGUUAAAUUCGUAACUUGACACUGACUCUAAAGUGCAUAACUAUUAUGAAAUAAUAGUUAAUUUUGAUUGCUGCCUUGGGAAAAUUUGGACGCAUAGAUUUGGAUUUGGUUAGUUGGCAUCGUUCGUAGUGCCUCUUGCGGCAAAGCGUUGAAAUACAAGUUUUCCAAAUGGUAUUAUCUCUAAUUGAUGAAAGGGUUCCAAAUUGUACACUUUUAGAUUGAAUUUUGAAAAUUUUAUUAGAAAAGAUUUGAAAUUUUAUAAUUUCUAAUUUAAAGCUUAUAGAAUGAAACAAUGUUAUUUUCAAUAUACGAAUAUCGAAUUUCAAUGGUUUAAGAUAAUAAGAAAAUUUCGAAAAUAGGACUGGUUCAAAAUAUCAAAAAG
Belonocnema kinseyi is the source of this 4845-nucleotide messenger RNA. RefSeq names its product ubiquitin-protein ligase E3C. The transcript has 4 exons. Gene Ontology annotation, biological process: protein polyubiquitination; ubiquitin-dependent protein catabolic process. NCBI's taxonomy places the organism in Eukaryota, Metazoa, Arthropoda, Insecta, Hymenoptera, Cynipidae. The coding region runs from base 702 to 3854 and encodes 1050 amino acids. Gene Ontology annotation, molecular function: ubiquitin protein ligase activity; protein binding. The record is from RefSeq and is a predicted model, not a curated record.